Molecule: messenger RNA, 1113 nt
Organism: Adineta steineri
Lineage: Eukaryota; Metazoa; Rotifera; Eurotatoria; Adinetida; Adinetidae
Source: the annotation of a GenBank genome assembly
AUGGAUAAAGGUGUUCUUCGUCGUUAUCUAGAUUUGCCACAGCCUGAUGACAAAAUCAUGGCUACUUAUGUUUGGAUUGAUGGGACGGAAGAAAAUCUUCGAGGUAAAACUCGAACUAUUGAUCAAGAACCAAAAUCCUAUAAAGAUUUACCAUGGUGGAAUUUUGAUGGAUCAUCAACAGGUCAAGCCGAAGGUUCAAAUUCUGAUAUUUAUCUCAAACCAGUAGCUAUCUAUAAUGAUCCAUUUAUGCUUGGAAAAAAUAAACUUGUUAUGUGUGAAACAUAUAAAUAUAAUAAAGAGCCAACUGCAUCAAACAAACGAUUUAAAUGUGAAGAAACUAUGAAAGCUGCAACUGAUCAACAUCCAUGGUUUGGACUUGAACAAGAAUACACACUUCUAGAUCGUGAUGGUUGGCCUUUCGGAUGGCCAAAAGGUGGAUUUCCUCAUCCACAAGGUCCAUACUAUUGUGGUGUUGGUGCAUCACAAGCUCUUGGUAGAGAUAUCGAAGAAGCACAUUACAAAGCAUGUUUAUAUGCUGGAGUGAAUAUAAGUGGAACAAAUGCCGAAGUAAUGCCUGCUCAAUGGGAAUAUCAAGUUGGACCAUGUGAAGGAAUUGAUGCUGCUGAUCAACUUUGGCUAUCACGCUAUUUACUAUUACGUAUUGCUGAAGAGUUUGGUAUUCAAGUCAGCUUUAAUCCAAAACCAAUUCCAGGUGAUUGGAAUGGUGCUGGAUGUCAUUGUAAUUUCUCAACUCAAACUAUGCGAGAACCAAAUGGUAUUGAAGCUAUUGACGAAGCUAUUACUCAACUUAAAGCUCGUCAUAAAACACACAUUGGUGUAUAUGGUCGUAAUAAUGAACUUCGACUCACUGGUCGACAUGAAACAGCAAAUAUCAAUCAAUUCAAUGCGGGUAUAGCUAAUCGUGGUGCAUCAGUACGAAUUCCUCGUCAAGUUGGUGAAGAAAAAUGUGGGUAUUUAGAAGAUCGUCGACCAGCUUCGAAUUGUGAUCCAUAUGCUGUCACUGAUAUUAUAGUUCGUACUGUAUGUCUUGGUGAAAAAGAUUCAGAUACAUUAAAUUAUUCAACGAGAAAAGCAGUUACUGAUAAAGAAUAA